AUGGUGCCUGCGUUGCCCCUUGGCGCUACACCACUGGAGCAUAUCCGGCCCUCGCUGAGCGAGCUCUACGACAUCAACGCGGUGCCAGACCAUCCCACCUGUGUGAGCGUCGUCGACCCGCGCGAUUCGACCCUGGACCACUCGGAGUACAUCCAAUUCCCUUUCUCGAUCAGCCAGCCGGCGCGGCUCAACGCGCACUUUGUAGGGCGCGAGGAUCCCCCAGUCGCCAACUCACUCUGGCGGCCUGCGACGGGCACCUUCUACCGCGAGGUGCGCACCGCUGCCAGCGACGUGAGGCGGCUGACCGAAGGGAAGCCGCCCGUAUUUGACGCCUCCACCACAGCGCAGCUCCAUGCGCUCAGCCGCCCGAAUAAUAUCUACCCCAAAGUCUUUAUGGCUAUGAUCCGCACAGUGCUGGCCAUCACCGUGGCCCAGCCGAGCGCCUAUAGUCAAUUCCUCAACGAUCUCGUUGGGUGGCCCCUGGCGCUAGCUAACACGGGCUGGGCAUUGGAGCUGUCGGCGAAACCGAGACAAAACGAGUUUACGCCGCCAGCGCAACGCGAAGCCGAGCGCAGACGCCAGCGCAAACAUGGCCCUCUUCCGAUCGAUGCUCUGACAGAGUUGAGAAGAAUCCUCUGGAUGGUCAUCCGUUCGCAUCCAUCGGCGUAUCCAAGAGCCUGCGCCUGCCAGCCUUCUGACUUGACCCGAAAGACUACGAAUUGUCUAACCCCGACAGCGACUGGGAGGCAACCAGCCGCCGCUAUGAACGAGAUUGUAACAGCCAACUAUCUUCGGCGCGCUCUUCAGCCCCUUCGCCCUGAUCACGGGCUUCAGCAGCAUCCUCCCAGCACGACAUCUCAGCCUGUCCCCAUGGGCCUGGGAGACCGCCCUCAAAACAGCCGAUUGGCCCUGGCUGCAGCUUUACAGUCUCGACCGCGCCAAUGA
Molecule: messenger RNA, 945 nt
Organism: Penicillium coprophilum
Lineage: Eukaryota; Fungi; Ascomycota; Eurotiomycetes; Eurotiales; Aspergillaceae
Exons: 3
Coding region: 1-945 (314 amino acids)
Source: RefSeq, a predicted model, not a curated record